CCGGUUCAAUACAUCAAAAAUGCACUCUCGAGGUCAUCAAAACAAUGGAAAAUCAUGAUCAUCUGUCUAACCCAACCCUUAAUUCAUCUUCUUCCAACACAAGUUCCUAUGACUUGCUCAAAAUAGUCUAUGAUCCCCAAAACGUUAAUCUAGAUUACUUCAGAGAUAUCCCUCUUAACACUCAAAACAAAACAUGGAUUAGACUUUUCAGACCUGAUAUCUCUCUAGACAUGAACAAACUCCCGCUCAUAGUUUACUUCCAUUCUGGUGGGUUCAGUUGUCCAGUUACAUCUGUCCACCAUGACUUUUGCAAAUCCAUGGCAAUCCAUUUACCCGUAAAUCAUCGUCUGUCACCUGAAAAUAGACUCUCAGCAACCUACGAGGAUGCUGAAGACGCCUUAUUUUGGGUUCAAAACCAAGCCUUGGAUGCAGUUAAUGGUGAUCCAUGGUUGAGAGGUUAUGUUGAUUUUUCUGAGUGUUUCAUUAUGGGGUGCAGUUCAGGUGGAAAUAUUGCAUAUCACGUUGGUUUAAGAUCGUUAGAAUUGAAUUUAGAACCCAUACAAAUUUCCGGGCUCAUUUUGAACCAACCAUAUUUUGGUGGAUUAGAAAGAACUGGAUCAGAAUUGAGAUUGAUUAAUGAUAAAGUAUUGUCAUUAGCUAAAACUGAUGUGAUGUGGGAACUAGCUUUGCCACAUGGUGCUAAUCGAGAUCACUGGUAUUGUAAUUCGAUAGCCAAAGAUGCAACAAGUAGGAAAAAGCUUGAUGAUGAAAGGUUGAUCAAGUGGCGGUGUUUGGUUACUGGGUUUACUCAAGACCUGUUGAUUGACCGUCAGAUAGAGUUUGUCAAGAUGUUAGAGAAUGAAAGUCCCAUGAAAGUUGUAAGUUUGAUGAAAGAUGGUGGAUACCGUUUAGUUGCACAUUUUGAUUCCGAAAUAGCUGAAGAAUUGUUUAAUGUAAUGAGAGAAAUAAUCUUCUCUAGUAGUAAAUGAUGCUAAUGUCAUUAGUGUUGCUGCUUCAAUUUGAAACUGUUUGCUUUA
This is a messenger RNA of Papaver somniferum (opium poppy), 1037 nucleotides long. RefSeq names its product carboxylesterase 1-like. Gene Ontology annotation, molecular function: hydrolase activity. Lineage: Eukaryota; Viridiplantae; Streptophyta; Magnoliopsida; Ranunculales; Papaveraceae. The coding region runs from base 45 to 989 and encodes 314 amino acids. The transcript has a single exon. The record is from RefSeq and is a predicted model, not a curated record.